AUGGACAAUCUGCUAGCACCUAUCCAAGAUGCUCUGGAAGGCCAAAUAGACUACCAAGGCCAGCACAUGGCAGAACUUCUUUCUACGGUCCUUCUCAUCAUGUCAGGUGCUAUUGCUUUCCUUGUGGGAUACAUUCAGGAAGACAUUCAUCUAACCCUCUGGGUUGGACUCGCGGGUACAGUAGCAACUGGCUUGAUGGUGAUCCCGCCUUGGCCUAUGUACAACAAGAGGCCCGAAAAAUGGCUGGCACCGACGUCGGCGGAUAUGGGAGUUGCAGGGGUCAUGGUAGAUGGUGUAAAGGUUGCAUGAGAUUUAGCUGUGGACUUUACAAUUCAUUCUGAGCCUGAUUUGAUCACGGUUGUCUGCGUCCCUCAGGAACAGCCUAGAUCUGUAUGAAUAAUUCGAAAGGCACUGCUCGGAAUGCAAAAGAAACCCGCUCAACGCCACCCAAUCCCUCCCAGUCCGAUCAUACUCAGUUAGAGAAUGUACGAGUGAAGCCAUGGCCAGCCUGCUGUCUAGACCCAAUCGCAGCAGACACGAGUCUACCGACCAUACUUUUGAAACUCCCAGUCUCUGUUGUCUAAGGGACAGACUUGGCGAGUUUUCAGCCAUCGUGAGAUACAGUGGAAGUGGAAGGCGUG
Messenger RNA from Aspergillus aculeatus ATCC 16872, 641 nucleotides. RefSeq names its product signal peptidase complex subunit 1. NCBI's taxonomy places the organism in Eukaryota, Fungi, Ascomycota, Eurotiomycetes, Eurotiales, Aspergillaceae. Gene Ontology annotation, cellular component: signal peptidase complex; endoplasmic reticulum membrane. The transcript has 3 exons. The coding region runs from base 1 to 309 and encodes 102 amino acids. The record is from RefSeq and is a predicted model, not a curated record. Gene Ontology annotation, biological process: protein targeting to ER.